UAAUGUUCGGUUAUUAAUCUGCACAUUUGUGUUUAUUCUUUUCAUGGGGGACUGGCCCUAUUACUCUGGGAGAAGUCUAAUCACCUUCCAUUAAGUCACAGACACUUUCUAGUUGGCUGAAAUACUCUAGGCCGGUCGUUUGCAGACUUUUUUUUGGGUAAAGCCCCAUUAGAUACCCAGAAUUUGGUUAGGGCCCCCCCAGCAUAUAAUAUAGAUACAGGUAUCAUAUAAGUGUUCUACCUUAAAUCUAUUUUUAAUUGGCCUUCAAGAUGGAAAUCCAGGAAUUUGUAAGGGAGAGAAUGAGCUUUUCUUUUACUAAUCUCUCCUAACUGGCAUUUAGUGUGGCCCCUUCAGGCAAGUCUCUGGGCCCCACAGUUUGGCAGCAACUGCUGUCGGCUGAGUGUGACUUUUGCCCAAUUAUUAGCACAUUCAGAAAAAAGUUACUUUGUCAGUUUCGUACCUCUGGGAUACACUGAUACCAUGUCAUUAUCUGUCAUCCGACUCCAGAAAGCGAUGGUGUGUGAGGGGACAUGGGAUUUAGCUUUUGUUUUGAAGAGAUCUCUCCUGUGAAUUUAGUAGAUAUUCACCCAAGAAACUCUCAUCCGGGUGUGAAUAACUGUGUGUCCAUUUCUAUAUCUCUUCCAGGCAGCAACUCUAGACCUGCUCUCUCCUACCAUCUUGCAAUGAGUUGUGGGUAUUAAUGUAGACUAAGUGCCCACAAGGCAUGAAAUGUAAUUCAUUCUGUGUUUGGGAUCAGGAGUCGCUCAUAGGAUGGAGAGCACAGCGCAGAUAGAAAAGGCCUACAGAUAACAGAUGCACAAAAGACUCUGCACAUGUCACUAUUGUGAUGCCUGACAUGGGAAGAGAAAUGAAAAGGCCCACCAGUAAAUUCUGCGUCAGAGUUUUUCUCAGGUGCUUCAUUGUCAGUGCGUUCCUUCUGUUAUUCCUCUACGUCUGCAAGGAAGGACCGGACUCACAAACGUGCAGCGUGCGGAUCGUGGACCCUGAGCACAUACAGAGAGUGAAGACGUUUGCCAGAGAUGUGCUGCAAGGACAGUGCAGACCAGCGUUUGCCAGAACCCAAAUGGGUCGCUUGUUUAGUAGUAAAUACACCAAGAACUUGUCUAGUUUCACGAAGAAGGAUAAAAGCCUCAACGAAUCUCUGUAUAAAUAUGGGCCACCGUUUGGCUUCCGACAUUAUGUUGAUCAACUUGGGGACCUGUUAGAAAUGAUGCCAGAAGACGGCCUGCCCAAGGAUUUACAGUCCAAACACUGUAAGAGGUGUAUCGUCAUUGGAAACGGUGGGAUUCUUCAUGGGCUGGACCUUGGACAAGCGAUUGACCAGUUUGAUAUUGUUAUCAGGUUAAACAAUGCCCCAGUGCAAGGAUAUGUUCAAGAUGUCGGGAACAAAACAACCAUUCGCAUGACCUACCCAGAAGGUGCCCCCGUGUCCGAGCAGGAAUAUCUGCACAGCUGUCUCUUUGUCACCGUGCUCUUCAAACAUGCGGAUUUCAGGUGGCUGGAGGCAAUGCUGAAGAACCAAAAGCUGUCUUCAUGGAACCGGUUAUUUUUCUGGAAGAGGGUUACAGAUAAAAUUCCGCUGAAUUCCAGCCAGUUCCGUAUCCUGAACCCACUUAUAGUAAAAGAAACAGCAUUUGACAUCUUAGAAUAUCCUGCACCUCAGAGAAGAUGGCUGGGUUGGGACAAGAACGUGCCAACGAUAGGUCUGACGGCGGUUAUUCUGGCCACGCAUCUCUGUGAUGAAGUGAGUCUCGCUGGCUUUGGCUACGAUCUGAGCCGGCCCGAAGCUUCCUUGCACUACUAUGAUAACCUCUGCAUGAAUGCCAUGAAUGAACAGCCUAUGCACGAUGUAACGAAAGAAAAGAAAGUGCUCCGGACUUUGGUGAAAGAAGGUGUCGUGAGGGAUCUGAGUGGAGGGAUACACUGUGAUUUCUGUGACCCUCAGCCGUACACAGAGUAGGAAAGCGGCACGACUGUUUGCGUUUGGGUUGCCAUAACCUGGACCAACGCUAUGAGGCUCUUCCCUCUCACCAAGGUGCUUGGACUUUAUCCAACAUCAGUGAUUUGACAGAUGGAGUCAAUUAGGCUGCUUCAUGGCAGGGAGAGCUGAGGAUUACACCACUCCAUGGGAGCCACAGCGUUGAACCUGCAGGACCUACAUCCCAGGCUUGGGAAGUUUUUCAAACAGAUUUAUAUAGUGACUUCUGGAACCAGGGGCGUAACUACAGAGGAAGCAGACCCUGCGGCUGUAGGGGGUCCGGGUAGUAUAAGGGGCCAGUGAGGCCCAAAUAAUGAGCAAUUUGAACAUCUAUUGGUAAAACAAGUCAAACUCUGGAUAUGUUGGGGGCCCUUAAAUUAAUUAGCUGCGGGGCCCAGUAACAUGUAGUUAUGCCACUAAUUGUAACACUGGAACUGGAGUGGCAAUCGUGGCUACCUUAGAUUUUUUUAACAUCCAAUCACUGGUAUGGCCUUCCACUGGAAAUGCAGGAGGUGAAGCACGUUCUUCUGGCCCAACAAUGCCAAGACUGGGUCAGCUGGGAUGUUCCUAUAUCUCUAUUGCUUGGGAGAGUGGGGAUAUGUGUUUGUGCAGCCCAUUGGCUGGAGGGAGCUGAAGAUUUCAUUACAACAACCAAUCAUAAGGAAGCAGCCCUUCACACCCUCAUAUAAAUCAUGUCGUUUAUCUUUUGGAUUGGAUUGGAUCUAGAAGACUCAUUCAUUGAACCUGCUCUUCUUGGAGAUCUCAUUUGUGCACAGGGUUUUCCAUUAACCUUAAACAAUAUUUACUUUCCAUACUCCCACCUAAGGUUCCCUUUCAGUAUUAAGUAAUAAAUAUGAUUGGGAUUUAGAGAGCUACGAGGCACAAGAAGAGUCAGUUGUAGGUAAGGUAUACUUCCCCUUUAAGGUCAGGAAAGGGAAGUCUAGGGGGCAGAUUUACUAAAGGGUAAAGUGGCCGUCGCUAGCGUAAAUUCGCCAGGCACAUCGCCAGUUCACUAACAGGCGUAAAGGACAAUUCGCUAGCGAAAGAGAAAAUCGCUAGUGUAGUUUUGCAGCUUAUCGCCAGGGGAAAUUUCGCUCAGGCGAACAAUUGUUACUCAACAAAUUCACUAAAGUGCGAAUUUUACAGAACGUUACCUGUUUCGACAGUUUCCUUCGCCACCUUAGACCUGGCGAACUGAUAAGAUGAAGCCACAUCC
This is a messenger RNA of Xenopus laevis (African clawed frog), 3215 nucleotides long. RefSeq names its product ST3 beta-galactoside alpha-2,3-sialyltransferase 5 S homeolog (gene st3gal5.S). Gene Ontology annotation, cellular component: Golgi membrane. Gene Ontology annotation, biological process: glycoprotein biosynthetic process. Gene Ontology annotation, molecular function: lactosylceramide alpha-2,3-sialyltransferase activity; sialyltransferase activity. The transcript is spliced from 8 exons. Lineage: Eukaryota; Metazoa; Chordata; Amphibia; Anura; Pipidae. The record is from RefSeq and is a predicted model, not a curated record. The coding region runs from base 848 to 1981 and encodes 377 amino acids.